Molecule: messenger RNA, 2335 nt
Organism: Hemicordylus capensis (graceful crag lizard)
Lineage: Eukaryota; Metazoa; Chordata; Lepidosauria; Squamata; Cordylidae
Gene: SUMF1
Product: sulfatase modifying factor 1
Exons: 9
Coding region: 156-1268 (370 amino acids)
Cellular component (GO): endoplasmic reticulum
Source: RefSeq, a predicted model, not a curated record
CGGAAACGGUGGCUGCCAGUUUCUGUGCAGGGAACAAGUUCCUCUGAAAUCAACGCUUAGGAGUAAACACGCUCGUAAGGUUCGAACGAAGUGGAGUCGGCAGGAAGAAAGGAGAUCAGCUGACUGCCUCUGCCCCACGUGAUUCUCAACGGAACAUGGCUGCGCCCAGAGAGAGGUUGAUUUUGGUGGUGUUUAUUUCAGAAGUACUGUGGUUGGGCUUCGCCGUAUGUUUGGAGGGUAGUGAUGCGGUUGAGACUUCCGAAAGCGAGGGGGAUCAAGGGGCUUGUGGUUGCAACACCAACCGGGCUGGUGAUGUGAAAGCAGCAGCGCAGAAAUACUCUCUGGAGGCAAAUGCUUCCCAGCAGCCAAACCAUGGACCGAGGAUGUUGUCGAGCGAUGUGGGUAGGCAGAUGGCCUCUAUUCCAGCUGGAGUGUUUACGAUGGGAACUGAUGAACCAGCUAUAAAACAGGAUGGAGAAUGGCCUGCAAGGAGGGUCCACAUCAGCCAUUUCUACAUGGAUCGCUAUGAAGUCAGCAACAUGGAGUUCAAGACAUUUGUGAAUGCCACUGGCUAUGUUACAGAGGCCGAAAGAUAUGGAGAUUCCUUUGUGUUUGAAGGCAUGUUGAGUGAACAAGUGAAGACUGGAAUUCAUCAGGCAGUUGCAGCUGCUCCCUGGUGGAUGCCUGUUAAAGGGGCUAACUGGAAGCACCCUGAGGGUCCAGAUUCUGAUAUCUCAAGCAGAAUGGAUCAUCCAGUUCUUCAUGUCUCUUGGACUGAUGCUGUAGCCUUUUGCAGUUGGGCAGGAAAGCGACUACCAACGGAGGCGGAAUGGGAAUACAGCUGUCGGGGAGGCCUUGAUAAUAGACUUUUCCCCUGGGGGAACAAACUUCAUCCAAAAGGUCAGCAUUAUGCUAAUGUCUGGCAGGGAGAAUUCCCUGUGAGCAACACUGGGGAAGAUGGAUACAAAGGAACGGCACCUGUAACAGCAUUUCCUCCAAAUGGUUAUGGCUUGUAUAACAUUGUGGGAAAUGCCUGGGAGUGGACCUCUGAUUGGUGGACUGUUAAUCAUUCUGCUGCUGAAACAUACAAUCCAAAAGGACCCCCAAGAGGGACAGACAGAGUGAAGAAAGGUGGAUCCUACAUGUGUCAUAAGUCUUAUUGCUAUAGGUAUCGAUGUGCAGCCCGAAGCCAAAACACUCCCGACAGUUCUGCUUCGAAUCUUGGGUUCCGCUGUGCUGCUGACAUCCUGCCCGACUAUUUAAAGUGACAAAGCUGGCAGCUGUGGAGGACUGAGAAAUCGCAGCAAGGCAAAGAGGUGCUUUAAGAAAGAGAAUGCAGCUCACAGAAAGAGGAUGUCUUACUGGAAAAGAAUGUAGAAAGAGAUUCUGAAAACUUUGGCUAGCAACUGCCUUCUGGAACAUCUCUCUGAGGAAAAUGGGCUUGAUUCCCAUCCCCAUUUAAUUUCUCAUAUGGGAAUCUGGUGUUGAUACUUUUGAUAUGACUUACUACUUUAAAUUUAAAUCUGGAACUGAGCAGAAUCAAGGCUGUUAGUAGCCUUUUAAGACAACCAUUUUCAAGUACUGGAUGGAUUUAAGUAAGCUGUAAAGAACUAAAGCAUUGAUAUAGUACUUUUAAUUAAGAAUGUAUGGAAAACCGUAAUCACAAGUGAAGAAAAACACAAUGAUAGUUUGAGAAAGUUAAAUGGAUCUGAUCCACUGCAAUUAACAAAACGUAAGUUAUGAUUAAUUGUGCCGUUAAUUUCCUUUGCCAAAUUGGAGCCCUUUUCCCUAGAACUGGUAACAUUGCUGGAAAUUUUGGACCAAAAGUGUAUUUGUUUGAAUGAAUUUGAUUUGUGUUAACAAGCUGGGUUAAAUAAAAGGAGGUGGUGGUUAAAAGGGUAGAAUAGGGUUAAAAAAAAGCAGGUAGUAUGAACAAUGAGGUCUUAGUUCCUGAUUUGCUGGGAUCCUUUCUGGUUUCUGAGCCUUCAUCAUAAUGCUGCCAAUACAUUCUUAGAUUUUUCUUCACAUCCAUGAGGAAAAGGAACAUGCAAGCUGGAAUUCUGGUAUUCUAGACAUGCCAGCAAGUAAUAGUCAGCACGAAGACUUCGCUUGCAUCAUUCACUUACAGACUGUGGAAAUGAUGCAUAGAGGAAUCGGCUAUGAAGUGGAUAUUUCCUCUUGAACAAAACUGCGGUUGAACUUCUGCAUUUUCCAUUACCUAUGGCAAUUACUCCUCCUGUAGUAGAGCAAAAGGUUUUCUCUCUACUCAUUGUUUGUUUGCGUAAUUUUUAAUAAAAUAAAGGUACUUCCUACUGGGGAAGAGGUGGAAACUGGC